This is a messenger RNA of Hyla sarda, 2670 nucleotides long. RefSeq names its product extracellular calcium-sensing receptor-like. Gene Ontology annotation, cellular component: membrane. The transcript has 7 exons. Gene Ontology annotation, biological process: G protein-coupled receptor signaling pathway. Lineage: Eukaryota; Metazoa; Chordata; Amphibia; Anura; Hylidae. Bases 1 to 2670 code for a protein of 889 amino acids. The record is from RefSeq and is a predicted model, not a curated record. Gene Ontology annotation, molecular function: G protein-coupled receptor activity.
AUGGAGUGUCCCCCAAGUAAGGAGAAUGGAAUGAAGUGGAGUCUGCAUGUUCUUUGCUCUUUCUUUUCCUCCAUCUGUCUUUUGCUAUUAAGAAACUGUCAUAAUAUAAGUGGAAAAACUCUAGAUGGAUGCCGACUUACUCAUGAGGAUGUGACUGGUUACUCGCUGGAAGGUGACAUCAUCCUUGGAGGACUCCUUGCUAUUCAUCUGGAUGUAGAAUAUCCAAAAGUAACAUUUCAAGAACAACCACCAUCACUUAAAUGCCAAACAUUUCACAUACGGUAUUACCGCUACCUCCUAGCUGUGGUUUAUGCUAUACAGGAAAUCAACCAGGCAUCCGACAUUCUACCAAAUAUCACUUUGGGUUUCAAAUUGUAUGACUCCUGCUAUCAUCAAGUAAGGUCUUUGAUGGGGACAACCUGGAUCUUAUCAGGAAAAAAGCAAACUGUGCCAAACUUCAGCUGCUAUAAGGAAAGAAUGCCAUCUGCAAUCGUUGGUGACAUGCCUUCAAAGGCAUCUAUACCAAUGGCUAGGAUUCUUGGCUUGUAUAGAUAUCCUCAGAUAAGCUACGCUUCAGCUCAUCCAAUCCUGAGUGAUAAAUUGCAGUUCCCAUCUUUCUUUAGAACUAUACCCAAUGAUGACUAUGAAGUUAUUGAAAUGGCUCAUUUGGUAGCUUACUUUAACUGGACCUGGGUAGGAAUCAUAACUACAGACAAUGAAUUGGGAAGAUCUGGUUCACAAUUACUAACAAAGAAGGUUGAAGAGAGUGGAGGUUGUGUAGCCUUUUUAGAAAUUCUUCCCAUCCACAACUCUAUAGAGUCAGUUUUACGCAUCAUAGAUGUUAUCAAGAACUCAAAAGCCACAGUCAUUGUUGUGUAUUCCACAAUGGAGAACCUUAUUCCUCUCAUGGAGGAAGCUUCUUAUAACAAUAUUACAAGUAAAGUAUGGUUCGCCUGCUCCAGUUGGUCCAUAACUUCAGAUUUCCCAAGAGUUGACAUUUUAACAACUUUAAAUGGCAGUAUAGGCAUAGCCCAACCCAGUGGGGAAAUUUCAGGUUUUAAAGAAUUUAUUCAAAGCAUACAUCCGUCUAAAUUUCCCAAUGACAUUUUCAUCAAAACAUUUUGGGAAAAGGCUUUUGGUUGUGUUUGGCCGACAGGAAAUCCUUCUAAUAAUUAUUCCUCUACAAAUGCUUCUCAUGGUCAAAGUGUUUGGUGUACUGGAGAAGAAAAGUUAGACAGUAUUGAUCCUAAUGUAUAUGAUGUUUACAAUUUUAGAUAUAGUUACAAAAUCUAUAAUGCCAUUUAUGCUAUUGCCCAUGCGUUGCACCAGAUGCAUACAUGUAUACCAGGACAAGGGCCCUUUGUCAAUGGAUCAUGUGCAGAUGUUUUACAACAUAAACCUUGGCAGCUGUCCUAUUACAUCAAAAGAGUAAACUUUAUCAAUACUGCUGGGGAGCAAAUAUACUUUGAUAAAAAUGGAGAUAUUCCGCUUUCAUUGGAUAUUCUUAACUGGCAGCUCUAUCCCAAUGGCAGCAACCAGUACAUUAACAUUGGCAAAAUUGAUGACCGUGCGGCAAAAGGAAAUGAACUGCAGGUUGAAGAGGAAAGGAUUGUUUGGAAUGGUCACAGUCAUCCCCCAGUUUCUUUAUGCAGUGACCCAUGCCAAAAAGGAUUUAGAAGAGUCACCAAACAGGGGCAGAAGAUUUGUUGCUUUGAUUGUGUCCCAUGCUCGGAAGGAGAGAUCUUAAAUCCAGAUGAUGGUACCAAGUGUCUCAAGUGUCCAGAAGACCAAUGGCCAAAUUCAUUUAAAGAGAAAUGUAUGCCAAAAUCCAUUGAGUUCCUUGCUUACAAUGAGUUCUUGGGCUCAUCCCUAGCUUGCAUCUCCAUUAUUUGCUGUGCUCUCACAUUUUCUGUUCUUUGCUUGUUUAUUAUGAAACAUAAAACCCCGAUAGUUAAAGCUAACAACAGAGGACUAAGUUAUCUACUUCUAACAUCCCUGAUGUUUUGCUUCUUAAGUUCGUUAGUAUUUAUCGGAUGCCCCAAUAUGAUUACCUGUAUGCUUCGUCAGGUGUUGUUUGGCAUCAUAUUUUCCCUAUGUCUGUCAGCAAUAUUGGCCAAAACCACAACUGUCAUCAUGGUGUUCAGUGCCACAUGUCCAGACAGUCGGAUAAAAAGACUUGUUGGGCUGAGGAUUCCAAUAUACAUUGUCCCAUCAUGUACCAUCAUCCAAAUAGUCCUGUGUUUGGUGUGGCUGUGUAGUGCUGCUCCUUUCGAAGAGUUCAACAUGGUGGCCGAGAGUGGAGUAAUCGUCCUUGAGUGCAAUGAAGGAUCCAAAGUGUUUUUUGCUUGCGUCUUGGGCUAUAUGGGACUAUUGGCAUCUGUCAGCCUUCUUGUUGCCUUCCUAGCAAGAAAUCUUCCCGACACAUUCAAUGAGGCCAAGUUUAUUACCUUUAGCAUGCUGGUAUUUGCUAGUGUUUGGAUAACAUUUGUUCCAGCGUAUCUGAGCACCAAAGGAAAAAAUAUGGUGGCGGUGGAAAUAUUUGCCAUUAUAUCUUCCAGUGCUGGGCUACUUGUCUGUAUAUUCUUUCCAAAGUGUUACAUUAUUUUACUACAACCAGAAAGGAAUAACAAGAGAAGCAUAACUGGUAGGAAAGGCAGCUCAGUAAAGUAA